AUGCCUUUGCUAAAAAAAACGCCAUUUCCUUUGGUGGAGCCACCUGAAGAUUUGGAGCCGAAACACCUUGUAUACCAAGUUCGGUACACCAAAGAAAUCUUCCAUGAUUAUCAAGAGUAUGUGAACAGGAUAAAUUUGUAUCGUCAAAGAAUUUGGACUUGUAAAAUUAGCGGCAAGGCUAACUUGACAUAUGAAGAGGCCCUAGUUUCUGAAAGGCUCGCCACAGAGAAAGUUCAAGGGAUUCCUAAAGAACUUAUGGAGCCUGCUUUGCACAUCAUACAGUUCAGUAUGCUUCCACUGAAAGAUCUCGCAGACACAAUAAGUGCAAAAUUGCAGGAACAUAAGUAUGUUGGGGAUGAAUUGCAUGCUAGGAGGGGUGAUAUUUUCUUUCCAUGCAAGAUACUGAAGGUUGUGGAAGACAGUAAUGGCAAGACUAGUUAUGAGAUAAGAUGGCUUGAGAGGAAUAAGAAGGUGUCGGAGACUUCAGUUGUUAAUGGGGAUGACCUGAUAAGGAAGAAGAAACUAUGUAGUAGAGACAUUUUGAAGUCUUUUAUACGGGAAUCCACAUACCGUAGAGAUCCUUGGGUACUUCACGAGCGCUUGGCUGCAAAACAUGGCAUCUCAAGUGAUCCACCUGAGGAGCUAAAAGACAAAGUUUCUGUCCUUGAUGGAGUGAUCAUCGAUAAAAAGAGGAAAACUGCUGGGGAAGGAGAAGAGUCAGGGAAGUGUAAAAAGAAAAAAGUGGAAGAUGGAGCUGAAGUGAAAGAUUUAGCAAUUGACAGUAAAUCAGAAGAUAAGCAAGUUGAGCUGAUCAAAUAUCCGAUUGAGGAUCUUUUAGUCCUACCAGCUGCGGAUGAUCCAGUCUUUACUGAACGGCCUUUACCUUCAAGGGAAUUUAAUGUUCCAAUGGAUUGUGUGGGAGAUCUGUUACUGGUCUGGGACUAUUGCUCUUCUUUUGGCAAGCUGUUGCAUUUGUGGCCAUUUUCUUUAGAAGACUUUGAAAAUGCCAUCUCCAGGAAGGAUAGUAAUAUAAUACUCAUUGUCGAAACACAUUCUGCUUUUCUACGUUUGCUACUUAAAGAAGAUGGAGAUCACUAUUUUGCUGCACAGAAGAGGAAUAGGAAGUCGAAGAUUACAUUGCUCAAUUGGACUGAAUAUCUUUGUGACUUCAUAGAGAGGAUAGGCACUCCUGAUUUAUCAGCCUCGACGUCAACUAUUAAACGAGGACACUAUGGCCUCUUAGACAUUCAAGUGAAACUUGGAAUAUUACGGGAGUUGGUCAAUGAAGCAGUUGAAACACUUAUUUUCAGGAAGAAGAUUGAUGAGUAUGUUGGACAGCGACAGGUGCUUGGAGCCACAUUGAGAGGGGAGGUCCUGGAAGAAGCAAGAAAAAAACGGGAAGAGAAAGAGCGAUCCAAAUCUGAGGAUGUUGCUAAUGGAGUAAGCAAUGGACAUUGCAUGGUUGAUCCGGAGGGUCUGCCUUGCAAACUUGUCUCUGUUAAUAAGCACAGUAGUCAAAACGGAGAGGUGGUAAGAAAACACAAGUCAGAGGUCUCAUCUGAAGAGGACCAUACAUCAGAUAAAAGUGACAACAAUGAUUCUGAGACUGCCUCAAAGAAAUCGGGCAAGGGACAGAACCAGGAUGCGGAAAAUGAAACAGGGACAAGUGAAGAGGCAUCAAAACAGAUGAAGGAUGAACGGAGAUUACCAACAGAGAAGAGGAGCAAAGAUCAAAGGAAGGAACAGUUAAAUCGAGAGAUGGAAAAACGGGUGAUACGAACUGAAUCCUUGGGUAAAGACAGAUACUAUAACAGAUACUGGUGGUUCCAGCGUGAUGGAAGGAUAUUCAUUGAGAAUUCUGACUCCAAAGAGUGGGGAUUUUAUAGUAGCAUAGAAGAGCUUAGUGCAUUAAUGGGUUCUCUGAACCAAAAAGGUGAGAGAGAAAGGGCCCUUCACAAGGAGCUGGAGAAGUUCUACGGCAGAAUUUGUGCGGAACUGCAAAAGAGAUCAAAGGAUUUGGAUAACAAAGUUGCAGUGGACGAGGCAGUGGUGAGGAGAUCUACGCGUGUACGGGCCAUACCAAGGGAAAAUCCUGCAAACUCCUACAUGAGGUAUGUUAAUAAGUGGAAGGAAGAUUAA
Linum trigynum is the source of this 2139-nucleotide messenger RNA. The record is from the annotation of a GenBank genome assembly. NCBI's taxonomy places the organism in Eukaryota, Viridiplantae, Streptophyta, Magnoliopsida, Malpighiales, Linaceae.